AUGUGGACGAGCACAAGCUCCGUAUUUUUUACGGGAAGCGCAGAGGUCGAGGCUGACCUACUGGGAGACGAAUGGAAGGGCUACGUGCUCCGCGACGCCGGUGGAAAUGAGGCCGUCUGCAUCUUCUCAUGUCCAAGGGGCACUCUUGCUGCAGACCACAUCGUGAUGGAAAUCCCCGGACUGACCAACGGCAAAGUGCCCCGCCACGCCUCUCGGCCCCAACGUGCGUCCGAGAUCCGCAAGCUGUUCAACCUGAGCAAGGAGGACGACGUAAGCAGCCAUGUCGUCAAGCGCGUGCUGCCGCCCAAGGAGGGCAAGGAGAAUGCCAAGCCCAGAUCAAAGGCACAGUCGGCGUCGAACAUAGAAAUAACAACCAAUCUAACUUUGAUUUCGCUACUUCUGCCCGAGUUUCGACCAAACGUGAGGUGAUUCUUGAAGUCAAGAAACUUCAAACAGAAAUUAAACGUAUUCGCAAAAAGGAGCUUUCAUAAAAGCACCGGUUGGAAGAAGCUCACCAAAUGUCCAACAAGUCUCUGCGUACCAAAUGUUAAAGAAUAUAAAGGCCCUGUGAAACAUAAUUCAAAACACCAUGAGUUAUGGCAGAAAGCGAUAGAUGUUUUAAAGACAACAAAAUUUAUGAAAAAAGUGAAUCAGGGAAAAUAAAUUCAAUGUGUGCGUGUGGAUGAGCACCCUCCGAAAAAAAAAACACGCUGAUCAUUCACUCAUUAACAGGUGCUCACUCAGUUCUCACAAACUACCAACGAAAACAGUGAAUGUAUUCAUUUAACGUUUAAUAUUAUAUACUUACCAGCAUUUAGUAAAAAAUAUGCCAACUUACCUCUAUAAAUUGUAGAUCACCUAGUGACGUAUUUAAAUAGUUUCUGAUGCUCACUCAAUCCUCACACUUUUGAAAACCCGAAUUUUGAUGAAAAACAUAAGAUUUAGACCGCUAUUAUGUGUAUAGCUUAGUAAAAGUAAUAUGGGUUCACUGUUUUCCUUCAUUCUCCAUUCAGACCUGUUAAUGAGUGUAUCUUUUGAUUUAUCUUUUUACAAAUUCAGAGAUUCGUAUUACAAUUGGUUUAGAAUUUUUACUAAAUGAUCUGCAGAUUUUUUUCGAAAGGUUCUCACUCAAUCCACACGCACUCAAAUUCAAUUAGUUGAAGCGAGUGUUCCAACCACCCAGAAUUUUAUCAAAACUCCAGAAGGUGUGGUACGAAAUAUAGGCUAGAUGCGUUGCUGACCCGUAACCUUAACAAACAUUCGCUGGAAAAUUUCUUUGGUAACAUCCGGAGCUAUGGGGCAAGAAGAAAAAUUGCACCAAACACGAUUGCAUUUGAAAGGGCAUUCAAGGCACUCCUGUUAACAUGCGCGGA
This is a messenger RNA of Leguminivora glycinivorella, 1373 nucleotides long. Its product is annotated as 40S ribosomal protein S6-like. Lineage: Eukaryota; Metazoa; Arthropoda; Insecta; Lepidoptera; Tortricidae. Gene Ontology annotation, biological process: translation. Gene Ontology annotation, cellular component: ribosome. The record is from RefSeq and is a predicted model, not a curated record. Gene Ontology annotation, molecular function: structural constituent of ribosome.